Acanthoscelides obtectus is the source of this 305-nucleotide messenger RNA. NCBI's taxonomy places the organism in Eukaryota, Metazoa, Arthropoda, Insecta, Coleoptera, Chrysomelidae. The record is from the annotation of a GenBank genome assembly.
UUUUCUCUUGGCUAUGGAUGUUGUGAUUAUCCGUAGGUGGUAGAUGGUCUCUGACUGUCGAACGCGGAGGUACCACCCGGCGGUUCUCGUAGGCGGAGCCAGAAUGUGUGCAUGUUGCAUGCAUACGUGUUCCCUCUCCAGAGUCCGUGUGGCGUCCCCCUCUUUCCCAUGUAUCCCCCUAUAGCCCCACGGUACCCAAUGGGUGCUUAGGCCUUAGGCCUUCGUGGUAGUUGGUUCAAUUGUGAGGCUAUCAGGCUGGAUAGAUAUUUAGGGUGUUUCAAGGUCGAUUUUGGAAACUGUAAGAG